Messenger RNA from Linnemannia hyalina, 1797 nucleotides. The record is from the annotation of a GenBank genome assembly. Lineage: Eukaryota; Fungi; Mortierellomycota; Mortierellomycetes; Mortierellales; Mortierellaceae.
AUGUCCUCCUGGCUGCAAUCAAAGAAGAAUAAAGAAAAGGAACGUGAAAGGGAACGAGACAAGGAUUCCGCUUACUUCAGCCCCCCGUCUUCUGGUCAGACCAAGGUCCUCUCUCCACCCUCGCCACCAAGCCCCAACCACCAAUACCUCCACAACAACAACACCAACAAUAACGGAAACGGAACUGCCCCAGCCUCAACCUUUCAGAACAGUAGAAGUAUCAGUCCAACAUCAUCCAUAGACCCAUCUAAGAGCGGCACGCUCGUGAUUCGGGUUGUUGAGGCCCGCGGACUGACGCUCCCUACGGGUUUCGACAGUACGAUGACGAAUCAUCCCCAUUACGGCAGCCCGACAAACAGCAGCCGCGAGUCGCUCCAGCGCAAGUGGUGGCUGCCCUACGCAGUCCUAGAGUUUGACAAGAACGAGGUCCUGAUCGAUGCUCUCGGUGGAGAGAUGUCCAACCCAGUAUGGCAAUACAGAGCUCACUUUGAUGUGUCAAGAUUCACCGAGGCACAAUUGUCGCUCUAUGUCCGCGCUCCAUAUCCCUCAAAGUCAGGCGACAUGAUGGACUGUGACGCUUCGAGUCAAGAUAUCUUCCUCGGCAACGUCCUUCUAGAGCCUCUUUUCGACGAUCAGAUGCAAGACGAAUGGUUUCCCCUCCUCAGCGGCACCGGCAAAGUCCGCAUCCAGCUUGUCUUCAAGAGCCACAUUGGCAACACCCAUCUGGCCGUUGACGCAUUUGACUUGCUCAAGGUUAUCGGCAAAGGGAGCUUCGGCAAGGUCAUGCAAGUACGCAAGCGCGAUACCAAUCGCAUUUAUGCCAUGAAAAUCCUGCGCAAAGCGCAUAUUAUCUCUCGUAGCGAGGUCAAUCAUACCCUUGCAGAGAGAACGGUCCUGGCCCAGAUCAACAACCCAUUCAUCGUCCCCCUCAAGUUCUCGUUCCAGUCGCCCGAGAAGCUGUACCUCGUCCUUGCCUUUGUCAAUGGCGGAGAGCUCUUUCACCACCUCCAACGAGAGGGCCGUUUCAGUGAAGAGAGGUCCCGCUUCUACGCUGCCGAACUCUUGUGCGCCUUGGAGUGCCUCCACGGCUUCAACGUAGUUUACCGCGAUCUCAAGCCAGAAAAUAUCCUUUUGGACUAUACCGGCCACAUUGCGCUGUGUGAUUUCGGCUUGUGCAAGCUGGGAAUGACCGAGACCGAGACGACCAACACGUUCUGUGGCACCCCCGAGUACCUUGCCCCCGAGUUGCUGCUGGGCCAGGGCUAUACCAAGACGGUCGACUGGUGGACCUUGGGUGUCUUACUCUAUGAGAUGCUCACGGGCCUGCCUCCUUUUUACGACGAAAAUAUCCACGAGAUGUACCGAAAGAUCCUACAGGACGAGCUCCGAUUCCCUGACGAGAUUUCCACCGAUGCCAGGUCCUUGCUGUCUGACCUUCUUACCCGAGAUCCCAAUGAGCGUCUAGGAAACAGUGGUUCGAGUGCGAUCAAGCAACACCCAUUCUUCAAGCCCAUCUCGUUCCCUCAUCUCAUGGCCAAGAAGAUCCAACCGCCCUUUAAGCCCUCGGUCUCGUCUGCGAUUGACACCUCCAACUUUGACGAGGAAUUUACCAGCGAGGAGCCCUUGGAUUCUGUGGUCGAGGAGUCGUUUCUGAGCGAGACGGUGCAAUUGCAGUUCAAGGGGUUCACGUACAACCCCUCACAGGAUGGGGUUCUGGGGGGUAGCAUGGUCGGCAAUCCUGGACUGAGCACAUCCGGACACCGUGACUCGCACAGUGAAUCUGGUGGUCGUAGGUAA